AUGUGUGGCCCUCAGGGCUCACAUAAAGGUACUAACGGUCAGGAGUCAGCAGUAACUGAAAAAAUAGUCAUUCCAUCCUUAUUCGAAGAUUGCCUCAUAUUUCACUUCAGUCACUUCGACAUAACUCUCAUAUUUGAUUACAUAGUAAUCGCCAUUAUAAGUUUUAUGUUAUUCAGCAUAUGCCUUCUAAUGUAUGGAAUUUUGACCGAUACAUCUUGCCUUUUGCUUCCCCAUAUUCUAAUUCAAGCUGUGCUACUACUAUUCUCCAUCGGCUACUUUUGUUUGUACGCUGUUUCCUACUUCUACGGCGAUCUUUACAAGCACUCAAGACCAUUCAAAUCAAUUCAAUUCAUUGAAAGGAUGUGGCUGGCAACGCUGCUGCUUGCACUGGCUGCUUUCCAGACUUACCUGUUUUCAUCAGUCAUACGAUGCAGUAUGUACAUAUCGGUAAGCCGUCGUUAUAAAAUCGUUAUAAAAUCCCUAUACAUAAUAUGA
Haemonchus placei is the source of this 495-nucleotide messenger RNA. NCBI's taxonomy places the organism in Eukaryota, Metazoa, Nematoda, Chromadorea, Rhabditida, Trichostrongylidae. The record is from the annotation of a GenBank genome assembly.